Messenger RNA from Odontomachus brunneus, 1110 nucleotides. RefSeq names its product protein lifeguard 4-like. The transcript is spliced from 6 exons. Gene Ontology annotation, biological process: negative regulation of apoptotic process. Bases 201 to 950 code for a protein of 249 amino acids. The record is from RefSeq and is a predicted model, not a curated record. Lineage: Eukaryota; Metazoa; Arthropoda; Insecta; Hymenoptera; Formicidae. Gene Ontology annotation, cellular component: membrane.
AAGCUCCCAACACUGUAUGCAGUCGGUGCAGUCGUCAUUUCCUGCUCAUUCGUGUUGAAAUUUCAGACAUGGCUGUCAUUGAUUUUGAUCGUAAAAUUUUAUUUUCUCGAGAGUAAAAAUAACUCCGUAUCGGUUCUGCAUAAAGGAUCGUUGAUUUCCUCGGUUAAAAUUUCACAUUGUUUAUACACGUAAAUCGAAAAAUGGCUGCUGUGCCGUUGAUUUUGGCCGAGGAGGAUAUUGAACGAGGUGGCAAGGAGCAGCCUGAACACGAAAUACAAAAUGACUUUGCAUAUAACAACAGUGUCCACAAUGCAACUAUUAACAUACGAAUGGGCUUCUUGCGGAAAGUAUAUGGUUUAUUGAGCAUACAGCUGUUGAUGACAAUUGCAAUAGGCUCUGUAUUCAUGAUGAGCUCAACUGUGAAAUUAUAUAUACAAGACAACCUAUGGACUUUGGGUUUGGCAUGUGUUCUGACGAUAGGUGUACUGAUCGGUUUGCUUUUCAAAAGAAAGGAUCACCCUGCUAAUUUGAUACUCCUGGUCAUAUUUACUUUAGUACAAUCAUAUACUGUCGGAGUUGUGGUGUCUAUGUAUGAUACCUCAAUAGUCUUGGAAGCUUUAUUUAUAACACUGACAGUUCUACUCGCCUUGACGGCUUAUACCUUCCAAACAAAGCGAGAUUUCUCAUUUAUGGGAUUUGGAUUAUUCAUCGGACUCUGGUGUCUCUUAAUCGGCGGUUUCAUACAAAUUUUCCUUCACAGCACCGCGUUGGAACUAGCCAUAAGUAUCGGUGGUGCACUGUUGUUCUGCUUAUUUAUAAUCUACGACACGCAAAUGAUAAUGCACACCCUCUCGGCCGAGGAAUACAUCCUGGCGACGAUUAAUAUAUAUUUAGAUAUAAUCAACUUAUUUUUACAUAUAUUGCGAGCUCUCGCGAUUUUGAAGCAAUAAGCGAAAAAUAUUAUACGUGUCGGUUGCGUUGCGUCGAUCUUUUUAUUAUAGUUAUAAUGUAAUCCAAGUUGUGACUAUACAAUAAAUUCUUAUUUUUAUUUAGGUACCUCUCUGUGAGAGAUACAAGAUUGCUUUUAGCAUCGCAUAAAAAAAAAAAAAA